Batrachochytrium dendrobatidis JAM81 is the source of this 1120-nucleotide messenger RNA. RefSeq lists its product as uncharacterized. Lineage: Eukaryota; Fungi; Chytridiomycota; Chytridiomycetes; Rhizophydiales. The transcript is spliced from 3 exons. The record is from RefSeq and is a predicted model, not a curated record. The coding region runs from base 11 to 913 and encodes 300 amino acids.
CAAGACCACAAUGCUCGCUCAAAAGGUGCUCGAUUCGAUCCCUGAUUUAACUGGAAAGACAGUGGUCAUCACUGGAGCAACCAUGGGCCUAGGAUUUCACUCGGCAGGAAUCUUUGUAUCAAAAGGAGCUCGGGUUCUUGUGCAUGGUCGCACUCUCAAGAAGGCUACUCUUGCUUGCGAGGCUCUCUCAGUUCACACAACGGAUCCACUUCUUCUCGUUCCCGUCCAUGGCGACCUGUCUUCUCUCGCUCAAACCAGACAGCUGGCCCAAACCAUUAUUAAGCACGCUCCAAAGAUCGAUAUUCUCAUGCUCAAUGCUGGCAUUGCUGGUGUUGAUUAUGUGAGAACUGAAGAUGGCAUUGAAUCAUGCAUGCAGAUAAACUAUCUUGCGCAGUAUUAUCUGUUUAAAAAGUUGGAAGCCAAAUUGAAGGCAUCCAAAACCAGGAUCGUUUGUGUCAGUUCUGGAUCAGCUAGUGCUUCGCAUCGGGAUGGGAUCCCAGACACACUCAAGGGAUGGAAUGACAAAGAAGCGUUUGCUCCCAUGUUGAACUAUGGCGACUCCAAACUUGCCAAUGUCCUCUUUACAAAAUACAUAGCAGACCAUUAUGCAAAGACAGGUAUAGUAGCAACAGUCGUUGAUCCAGGUUGUGUAUCUACCAGUCUUCAUGCAAAAGCUACGGGUGCAGGAAUCUAUUCAUUUUUUAUGCGCAAUUGCUCAUGGAUAUUUGCAUCUCCACCAGAAGUUGGUGUUUUGACCCAAGUUUUGGCUGCUGUAAGUGAUGCUGUCUUGACUGGAUCGGCUUGGCGGCUUGUAGAUGCUAGAUGGGAUAUAUCAGAGCUUUGUAGUGGUGAUCGGGCAGAACGGCUUUGGAAAACAAGCCAGGAUAUCUUGGCCAAGAAAGGGUUUACGUAAACUUCAAGUGUAUCAUAUGAUCAUCUAUUCAAGCAUACUUGGACUGGGUGUGUCCAAGUACCAGUGUAUAAUAUACUGCACAGGUGCGAUUGAAGUUUCCGAUUUGGUAGGGUUAGAUUUACAACCGCAUUCGCAUAAAAUGGACCGCUUUUGUGUUCAUUCUGCAGUGAUUAUCUUGCUUUGCUUCGAAAUAAACAAUGUUUAAAU